AUGCACCCUCUUGAAAAAGUUACUAUUAUCGGAUCUGGUAACUGGGGAUCCGCCAUUGCCAAGAUUGUUGGUACAAACACAGCUUGUCACACGGAUCUGUUUGAGCCCACAGUUCGUCAAUGGGUCUAUGAAGAAAUUUUGGACAAUAAAAAGUUGACUGAUAUAAUCAAUGAGCAACACGAGAAUAUCAAAUAUUUGAAGGGUGUGAAGUUGCCUCAUAAUGUCGUGGCCGUGUCUGACCUUGUUGAAGCCUGUAAGGACGCUUCGCUGCUCGUCUUUGUUUUGCCGCAUCAAUUCAUUCACGGUGUUUGCGAAAAAAUGAAAGGCUAUUUACGGCCGCAAGCCCGUGCCAUUUCACUCAUUAAGGGUCUUGAAAUUACAGCUGAAGGCACACGACUAUUCUCAGAGGAGAUUUCUCAUAUUCUGAAUAUUCCUUGUGCUGCUCUCAGUGGAGCCAAUAUUGCGAAUGAAGUCGCUUUGGAACAAUUUAGCGAAUCAACCAUUGGAUGUCAAGAUAUUGAAGUCGAUGGUCACAUUUUUAAAAACUUAUUUAAUACUGCUUACUUUCGGGUGAAUGUCAUUCAGGACCAUGUCGGUGUACAGUUAUGUGGUGCUCUGAAGAAUGUCGUGGCUGUAGGUGCUGGAUUUUCGGAUGGUUUAGGUUAUGGAAGCAACACCAAAGCAGCAAUCAUUCGAUUAGGAUUGCUCGAGAUGCGUAAGUUUGGUCAAACUUUCUUUGGUGACGCUGUACAAACGGAAACCUUUUUUGAAUCUUGUGGUGCUGCUGAUCUAAUUACAACUUGUAACGGAGGACGAAACCGUAAGGUUGCCGAAGCAUUUGUCUUGACUAAGAAACCUAUUGAACAAUUGGAAGAGGAAUUAUUAAAUGGGCAAAAGCUUCAAGGUACAUUGACAGCUCGGGAGGUGCAUCAAUUUUUAUCAGCAAGGAACAUGCAACAUGAAUUUCCCUUAUUUAGUACCGUUUAUCGUAUUGCGUAUGAAGGGUUAUCACCUGAAAAUAUUAUUAUAGACAUUUGA
Molecule: messenger RNA, 1038 nt
Organism: Mycotypha africana
Lineage: Eukaryota; Fungi; Mucoromycota; Mucoromycetes; Mucorales; Mycotyphaceae
Product: glycerol-3-phosphate dehydrogenase [NAD+]
Exons: 1
Coding region: 1-1038 (345 amino acids)
Biological process (GO): carbohydrate metabolic process; glycerol-3-phosphate catabolic process
Cellular component (GO): cytosol; glycerol-3-phosphate dehydrogenase (FAD) complex; nucleus
Molecular function (GO): glycerol-3-phosphate dehydrogenase [NAD(P)+] activity; protein homodimerization activity; NAD binding
Source: RefSeq, a predicted model, not a curated record